Molecule: messenger RNA, 684 nt
Organism: Penicillium pulvis
Lineage: Eukaryota; Fungi; Ascomycota; Eurotiomycetes; Eurotiales; Aspergillaceae
Product: flavin-dependent quinone reductase
Exons: 1
Coding region: 1-684 (227 amino acids)
Cellular component (GO): cytosol
Molecular function (GO): oxidoreductase activity; FMN binding
Source: RefSeq, a predicted model, not a curated record
AUGCCACCGAAACAUGUCGCUGUCGUAACAUGCAGCACCCGCACUCCCCGCCUGAACCCCACUAUAACGCAAUACAUCUAUGACGUCCUUGCCUCAGAUCCAACAAUUCCAACACGCAAAGCAACUUCACCGUCUAACACCGAUAUCUCACCUGAUACCGAUCCUCGACACAUAACCCUGUCAAUUCUCGAUCUAGCCGCUCAAUCCCUCCCUCUCUACGAUGAGAACGUCAUCCCAGCCAGCCUUCCACCCACGGACCCAACGCCACACUACUCCAAAGAACACACGCGUGCCUGGUCUAAGGUAGUCCGUCAAUACGAUGCAUUUAUCUUUGUGACACCGCAAUAUAACUGGAGCAUCCCUGCAAGCCUGAAAAAUGCUCUUGAUUACCUCUUCUUCGAAUGGAGGGGUAAACCGGCAGCGAUUGUUUCAUAUGGGUCUCGAGGUGGAGGCAAAGCAGCAGAGCACUUGCGUGGGGUAUUGAAUGGGCUGAAGAUGCGGGUUGUUGGGACUUCAGUCGGUUUACCAGUUAAAUUUACAGGUUUGCCCGUUGGCAAUUUGUCAGAGGUUGAGGAGAGGGUUGAUAUUGAUGAACGGGAUCUAGAGGGAUGGAAGGAGGCGGGGGUGGCAGGGAUGAUGAAGAAUUUGGGAAUGGAGCUUGUUUGUGAAUUGGACAAGGCAUAG